Molecule: messenger RNA, 936 nt
Organism: Aspergillus homomorphus CBS 101889
Lineage: Eukaryota; Fungi; Ascomycota; Eurotiomycetes; Eurotiales; Aspergillaceae
Exons: 2
Coding region: 1-936 (311 amino acids)
Source: RefSeq, a predicted model, not a curated record
AUGGAAGACCCAACAGCAACCAGCACCGCCCGCCCCUCCACCACCACAACAACCACAACGGCCAACCCGCCCAGCGUCGAGAACGCCUACAAGCGCAAAUGCCUUGCGCUGAAGAAGCGCCUCAACGAGAUCGAGGACGAGAACGAGCUGAUGCGCGUCCGCAACCGCCGCGGCUGGCAGUACAUCCAGAAGAUGCGCCUGGAGUCGUGCAUCCUGCUCGAGCGCCUGGCCAAGGUCACCGGCAUGACCGAGGAGGCGUCCUCGCAGGCCGGGGCCGCCGCUGCCAACCCGGAGCUGCGGGCCCGCGCCGCCGCCCUAAUGGGCAAUGCCUCGGCGUUGAAUGGGCUGUCUGCGGCGGCGGCGGCGGAGGGGAAAGUUGGUGGUGCGGGUGCAGCGUCGGCGUCGUAUAUGGACGAUGAGACGGAGGGGAGUUCGGAUGAGCAGCCUCCUACUCCCCAAGAACGUCCCCUCCGCGUCAAACGAUCCCGUAAAUCCAACCUCCCCGACGGCACCGCCGGCGCCGACGACGACGAAGGCACCACUACCGCCGCAGCAACAGCAGCCUCCGGCGCCGGCGGCGCCGCGGGUGGCACUGACCCCGCCGAAAACAACAACAACAGCACCAGCAACAGCACCAGCAGCACCAGCGCCCUGCCCCGUCUGGCCCCCGCCCCAUCCCAGGACGACCUAACCACCUCCUUCCGGCUCCACGGCCAACACCCGGAAUCCGACGAGCGCGGCACAAGUCAGAACCCGGACUCGGGCUCAAGGGACACCCGCGCCGCCAACGACGAGGACGACGACGAAGAUGAUGACGACGAUGAGGCAGCAGCCGACGACGCGGAGGAUGUCGAGAACGAGGGCGGCGAUGCGUCGGUAGAGCCCGAGUCUACGCCGAUGGAUCUGGAUGCCAAGGAGCCGAAGGAGGAGAAUUAG